ACCUUUUUGAUGGCUUGGUUUUAGAGUUUGGUGUGAAACCUCUUCCCCUGAUCCCAUUGACAAUUAUGAGUGACAUAGCCAACUGGUUCAAGAGCCUACCAAUCGUCACAAGAUGCUGGUUUGGGUUCACAAUUGCCUUUACUCUCCUUGGAAGGUUUGGGCUCCUUUCACCAUAUUAUCUCAUGCUUUUGCAUGAACCGUUCAUCAAAAGAUUUCAAAUAUGGCGACCAUUCACAGCAGCCUUCUAUUACCCUCUAUCUCCUCAAACUGGAUUUCAUUUCCUCAUUAACCUGUACUUCUUGUACAAUUACUCAUAUCGAUUAGAAACAGGAACAUUUGAUGGGAGGCCAGCUGACUACCUCUUCAUGCACAUCUUCAAUUGGAUCAUUGCAGUCAUUGUCGGGCUAAUUGCAUCAAUCCCGAUAUUGAUGGACAUUUUGGUGUUAGCGACACUUUACAUCUGGUGUCAGCUGAACAAAGAUAUGAUAGUUGCCUUUUGGUUUGGGACUCAAUUCAAAGCCAUGUAUCUCCCCUGGGUCCUUUUGGCUUUCAACAUGAUUGUCUCUGGAGGAGGUGUGAUGGAGUUGAUGGGAAUUCUCAUUGGCCACCUUUACUUCUUUUUGGCCUUCAAAUAUCCUCAAGACUUUGGGGGUGUCUCUUUGAUCAGCACUCCCCAAUUCCUAUACAACUACCUACCUAAUAGGCAUGGUGGCGUCAGUGGCUUUGGUCAAGCUCCAACUGCUCCUAGCCGGAGGGAUGCCCCAAACCAGGGUCGGUACAACUGGGGUAGAGGCCAUCUUCUGGGGGACAACUGAUGUAUGACCAUGUCAGAGAAAUUGAUUCCAUGAUGAAGAAAUUCUGUUUUAUUUAUUUACAUGCUUGUGAGCUACUUUCCAUCCUCUGUCUGUGGCUGUUAAAACCACCAUGGUCACUCUUGGAAAUGAAAUAUGUGUUGAAUUCCUAAAA
Molecule: messenger RNA, 966 nt
Organism: Darwinula stevensoni
Lineage: Eukaryota; Metazoa; Arthropoda; Ostracoda; Podocopida; Darwinulidae
Source: the annotation of a GenBank genome assembly